This is a messenger RNA of Lobosporangium transversale, 1530 nucleotides long. RefSeq lists its product as hypothetical. The transcript has a single exon. Bases 12 to 1517 code for a protein of 501 amino acids. NCBI's taxonomy places the organism in Eukaryota, Fungi, Mortierellomycota, Mortierellomycetes, Mortierellales, Mortierellaceae. The record is from RefSeq and is a predicted model, not a curated record.
CUCUUUAAAGAAUGCAUACUGUGGAACAGGUUAAUAACAACAAUCACGACUAUGAUCAAGUUCAAUUUCGCAGCAUUACUAAUGUACAACCGCAGAAACUAACAGGUCAAAUAGUUCAUGCUCGCCGGUGUUAUAAACGGAUGUUCUUUAUUGAUUUGCGAAUCAACGAAUCGUUCAAAUGUACGAUCCUCUUUCGCUCUGACGAUUCUCGCGAAAACCUCCCUGGAGAAUUAACCGACCAUGAACUCAUUUCCCAUUGGAAGAGAGUCCGACGGGGUGAUAAAGUCUGUGUGCCGGUAUUUGAGGCAUCUGAAGAAGAAAAGUCCAAGAGAGAUUAUCCUGUCUAUCAAGCAUUGGAUUUUGUGGUGUUGAAGGCAUGGCCUGGGAAUGACCCUUUCCCACCUGAGCCCGCUAUGGGUCUUAAAAAAUCCAACAGUUCAUCCGAUACAUUACCUGGCGAGGUUAUGACGGCAAUCUGUAUACGAUCAACAGUAUCGACACUAUCCAUGUCAUCCACAUCUUCAACUCAAUUAAAGAUGGUGAUUGAGGGCGACUCUAUUCAAAGUACGGAGCUGGCUCCAUGGGAAGAUUACUGUAAAUUUUGGAUCAAUUCAUUAAAAUGCAUCAAGAAGGAUUGUCUCAAAAGACAUCCAACAGGGACGGAGUAUAAUCGCGUCCAAGAGAUAUGGGUGAAAGAACAUUCGCAAGCUAGAAAAGAGCGGUCCAAACUGCUAGAGGACCCGCAUGCAAUUUCUUCCAAAGUGCCACAUUCGCAACGUGCAUUGAUAUUUUGCAAGUGGCUCGUCCGUGAGUUUGGAAAAGACUUCCUCAAUUCUGGAUCAGGAGUCCUUGACAUUGCUGGCGGAAAAGGGGAGGUUUCUAUGUUUCUCACACAUAUGUUUGGUGUUCGAUCAACUGUGGUCGAGCCAAACGAGCGCAAGGACAAACCAUAUAAGCGCAAGAUUCUCAUGAAUGCUAUUAAAAAGCAACUCGAUAUCGAGGCUGGAGGCGAUGGUCAUUUAUACAAGAGAAUGGAUCCAUUGUUGUUGGCACUCAACAACCAGCAGAGUAUGAAUGCGCAAACUAAGCCCCAGCAAGAAGUUGAUCACGCCACUGAUGCCGAGAUAAUAAAGGACGAGAAACGCCGCCACAAAAAGCAACAGAUAGAGCAGUUUGUAGUUCCACGAUUGACCGCUUUACUCGAUGAGAGCUUUCUAGUAAACCAUAAGGAUGUGUUUGAAGGCGCGUCUAUCUUGAUCGGGAUGCAUCCUGACCAGGCGACUGAGCCUAUUGUAGAUAUAGCGCUAAAGCAUGACAAGCCAUUCGCUGUAGUGCCUUGCUGCGUGUUUGCGCACGACAACCCGCAUCGACGAUUGUCUGAUGGCGGUAGGGUCAACACGACAAUUGAGUUUGUUCAAUAUCUAAUGGAGAAGAAACCUCUUGGAAAUCGCAUAUCCAAAGACUACCUGCCCUUUGAUGGCAUCAAUGUCGUGGUUUUCCAAAAAAUAAGCCACUAAAAAAUAAAAGAUG